GAAUUCCAUAUACCCAUUUCAAGCAGCAAUAUUGACGCAUGGGCGCCGUAUUGAUUUUUUACUGCGUCGACGUCGGAAUCACUCCAUGGGGUGGUUUGUCGUUCUUUCUCUUUUCUGCCAGAUAGUGCCUUCUCUUGCUAUCAGCUAGCACCCUCUCUUUCUGCCGCCGCGUUGCCGUCGUUGGAUUUUGAGUUUCUGAGCAAACGCAAAUAGAACUUGAGCACAGAGAGCGACUAAAAGCAGUGUUGUGCGGUUCGUUAGCGGCCCUUAUCUCGUUCCAAAAAUUACUCAUUUUAUUUUUUGUACUACAAAAAGUGUGUGCCAAAAGUUAAGAGUUGACUUAGGAUAUAAAAAUAACCAAAAUUGAACAGAAAAUUAACUAGAGAAACUACCUAAAAAAUAGUUGCCAAAUCAACCAAAACAAAUUCCCGAUUGCAUUGCCCUCAACAACACAUCAAUCUAAAAUACCUGAGGCAAGCAAAAAAAUAAACGAACAUUUUUUAUGGUUACUGUUCAACCCAAGCAGCAACCAAUUUUCGAGCUCUAUAACAGUGCGCACGUGCAACGGUCCCCAAAAAAGCGAACGAGAACGAUAUACUUGAAGAGAUAGAAGAUUUAGAUUACAAACCUGAGCGGGAGCAUAUGCUUGGGGAUUCUGCGCAGUGAAAAAUACACCUAAAAACUGGGAGAAUGAAAAAAUUAAAGAACAAGAUUAGUGACUGGUAACAAUGAAUAAAAAAGUAAUAUUAAAGAAGAAGGGAUAUUCAAAUAAAUAGAAAUUUUGUAUAGAAAAUACAAUUCCAGAAUACCAAUAUUAGAAAUUAUAAACAAAGCUACCAUAGAAGAAAUAAGAGUCCGAGUCAAAAUCGUCCUGAUUGUUUCCAAUUUCUUAGGGUGGCCUGCCUGUGUCAUAUAGACCUUAUGCUUAGUGUAUCUUUAUAUUUAUUUGCAAAUAGUACAAGUACCCAAGUCCCGCCGUUUCUUAACUUUCAAACAAAACCAAUACGAUCUUAGGAUAGUACUUAGGUACUUAAACAUACGAAAAAACAAGAGAAAAUGCUAUAGUCGAGUUCCCCGACUAUCAGAUACCCGUUACUCAGUUAAUGCGAAUGCGAACGAAAAAAUUUAAAAAUUGCUCGAAGGUGUGAGCGUGACCGGUUCGGCGGCUUUAGGGCGUGGCAAAAAGUUUUUCCAAAUCGAUACAAAUUUAUACAACUAAUAAAAUUAUAAAAAAAUAUCUAACAAUUUUUCAAAAAUGUGAUCGUUGCAGUUUUGGGCGGUUUUAGGGCGUCAGAGUGGGUGUGGCAAAAAGCUUUUUUAACAAAUGGAUAGAAAUUUAUAAGACUAAUAAAAAUGUGAAAAAAUAUCAACCCACUUUUGGGCGUGGCAACAUUGGUCAACUUGCGCUGCGUCUUUGUGUCCAGAAUCUAUAUGCUGAAUCUCAACCUUCUAGCUUUUAUAGUUCGUGAGAUAUUGACGUUUAUACGCCCAAACGGACAUGUAUUGUUGCCGCUGCGUUUGUUGUCGAAUUAUUCUGAUUUGGGGUGUUGCGCAGCUCUGCUACUUCUGCUUCUUCACUAUUAAGCAAACAAACAACGAACGAGCGUGGACAAAUUGUUGUGUUGUAUACCUCUUUUUAAUCUAUGAGUAACAUGUAUAAACAUUGUUGAUCUGUAUUCUAAUCAACCCUGUGAAAGCUACUAUGGUCUUGGGUUUGAAAAAUAGGUGCAUACUGAGUAAUUUUACAUUUCGACCACACCGUUCUUUUCGCUGUAUGCCUUGCAUAAUUUACCGUAUUAAAUACCUUAACACUCUCUUAAGACAUUCCCGGCUUUGUUUUUCCGAACAGUUUUAUCACACUGUGCAUGCGAGUAAGACCGUUCUCAAUCCAGUGAGUAAGGCUUGAGGAAAGAAGAGGAUCGGAAGCAGAAAGGUUCAAAAGGGAAUCCCCACCGCCAAACUGGCCACCACAAGCUAUCGGCUAGUCGUGGCGCCGGCGGGCAGCCAAAGGAGUUCGACUGGAAAUGUGGUUGUCACCACCACCUCCUCGGGUAGUCACUCCUCGAAUGGGGCUAACGGAGGUACAGGAGGAACUUCUGCCGGGAGCAGCACUUUGGGAAGCGGCCUCAACGUGACUACAAUAACAGCAACCAGCGGCGGCCAGCUGCAAAGUGCCGGCAACACUUCCCAGAGCAACGGAACCACCUACAAGAUCGAAAUGCUGGAAGAGGAUAUCCAGAGCUUGGGCUCCGACGAUGACGACGAGGAUCUAAUCAGCAGUGAUGGCAGUUUAUACGAGGGAGAUCUGGGUUCCAUGCCAGUGAAUGAUGAUGUGGCCCACCAACUAGCGGCCGCAGGACCAGUAGGCGUGGCAGCAGCGGCAGCAAUAGCGAGUUCUAAAAAGCGAAAGAGACCCCAUUGUUUCGAAACGAAUCCCUCGGUUAGAAAAAGGCAACAAAAUCGAUUGUUGCGCAAGCUGAGAGCUAUUAUCUAUGAGUUUACGGGCAGAGUGGGCAAACAAGCGGUAGUUUUGGUGGCAACACCGGGUAAACCCAACACAAGCUAUAAGGUUUUUGGAGCCAAACCCCUGGAAGAUGUGUUGCGCAACCUAAAAAACAUUGUAAUGGAUGAACUGGACAAUGCACUGGCCCAGCAAGCUCCCCCUCCGCCCCAAGAUGAUCCAUCGCUCUUCGAACUUCCUGGCUUGGUAAUCGAUGGUAUUCCCACUCCCGUAGAAAAGAUGACCCAAGCGCAGCUAAGAGCCUUUAUUCCGCUGAUGCUCAAGUAUUCUACGGGACGAGGGAAGCCAGGAUGGGGCAGGGAGUCUACCAGACCGCCCUGGUGGCCAAAGGAGCUACCCUGGGCCAAUGUGAGGAUGGAUGCCCGUUCAGAGGAUGACAAACAGAAGAUCAGCUGGACACAUGCUCUACGCAAGAUUGUGAUCAACUGCUACAAGUACCAUGGAAGGGAGGAUCUGCUGCCCACCUUUGCCGAUGACGAGGAUAAGGUUAACGCGUUGAUUUCGCAAUCGGGCGACGAAGACGAGGACAUGGAGCUUUCAAAUCCUCCUACCAUCCACACGGUGACGACAAUGACGCCGCCGACGGGCAACAGCAAUCAACCGCAGCAGGUGAAUGUUGUGAAAAUCAAUAGUGCUGGAACAGUGAUCACCACCCACACGGCCCAAAGCAACACUCCUGCUCCGACAAUCAUCCAGAGUACCAAUAACCAGCAUGUGACCACGACGGCUACGCUGCCCGCCUCUACAAAGAUUGAGAUUUGCCAGGCGCCGGCUCAGAAUCAGCAGCACCAUCAGCACCACCAGACGCACUUGCCCAACGCUGUUCAUAUUCAGCCAGUGGCCGGAGGACAGCCGCAAACAAUCCAGUUGACCACUGCCAGUGGAACGGCGACCGCCACAGCGGUUCAGACGACAGCCGCCGCCGUAAGUGCGGCACAGGCUCACGCGCAUUCGCAGUCCCAGGCUCACUCCCAGUCGAGUGCUAACCAGACGGUCACUGCCCAGCAGAUCGCCAAUGCUCAAGUCUGCAUCGAGCCAAUUACGCUCAGCGAUGUUGAUUACACCACGCAAACGGUCCUCUCACAGAACGCCGAUGGUACCGUAUCGCUAAUCCAGGUAGACCCAAAUAAUCCAAUUAUCACACUGCCGGAUGGUACAACUGCCCAGGUUCAAGGUGUUGCCACGCUCCACCAAGGUGAAGGCGGUGCUACCAUUCAAACCGUUCAGAGUCUCACUGAUGUAAAUGGUCAUGAGAACAUGACCGUAGAUCUCACCGAGACACAGGAUGGGCAAAUAUAUAUUACAACGGAGGAUGGCCAAGGAUAUCCCGUUUCGGUGAGCAAUGUGAUCUCAGUUCCCGUCUCUAUGUACCAGUCGGUAAUGGCCAACGUGCAGCAGAUCCAGACGAACAGCGAUGGAACAGUGUGCCUCGCGCCGAUGCAGGUGGAGAAUGGCGACCAGCUGGAGACCAUCACCAUGUCGCCUGGAAUGCACCAGAUGAUGAUCCAAGGAGGUCCUGGCCAAGAGCCGCAGCUGGUCCAGGUGGUCAGCUUAAAGGAUGCCACUCUGCUAAGCAAGGCUAUGGAGGCCAUUAAUUCCGGCAACGUAAAGUCCGAAGACACGAUUAUUAUGGAACAAUAGCUGGAGCCCAUAGAAGGCAUGAUUUCGCCUGGAUUAAGCGAUUGACGUGCCAUGUUUUCUGGGCAUCGUAGCUCUCCUGACUGACUACCCGUCUAUAACUUAGGGUUCCUUUUGCCCCACAAAAAAAAUGUUUUCCAAGUACCUGAAAGGUGUUGCUAACGGAGACAGAAGCAAUAGGAACCCCAUGGUCCCGUCUACCCAAAUAUAAACCAUCUAGUCAUCGCAUGUAUAGUUAAGAGUGCUUUCCACCAGGAAAGGACUUUAGACUUUGCAUAUAUAAAUAUCUUUAACUACUCGUAAAACCCUAAUUCCUACUAUUUUUUGUGAGUUUUUUUUUGCUCUAAAAUAAUAUAAAUCUAAAUUUUAUUAGCUAUAAAAUUGUAACAAACGUAUGCCGAGGUGUAAACAUUAUAAGCGUUACUUGUAGGUGGGACUUUACAUAUAUGGUAAACUUGUGCAACAUUCGCUAUGUCUAACCAACUGAAUAAAAAAUUAAGAGAAAGAUAAGAGUUUAUAACUUAUACAAUUAACUUAGGACAACUCAUAAAGAACGCAAUGCAAUGUAACCAGAGAGCAUCACAUUAAACAUAACGUAUUAUAUAAUAGCUAACGAUUAUCGUUACUACUCAUAAUUAUUAAAUAAAC
Molecule: messenger RNA, 4807 nt
Organism: Drosophila melanogaster (fruit fly)
Lineage: Eukaryota; Metazoa; Arthropoda; Insecta; Diptera; Drosophilidae
Gene: ewg
Product: erect wing
Exons: 7
Biological process (GO): regulation of transcription by RNA polymerase II
Cellular component (GO): nucleus
Molecular function (GO): DNA-binding transcription factor activity
Source: RefSeq, marked reviewed